Molecule: messenger RNA, 5335 nt
Organism: Cheilinus undulatus (humphead wrasse)
Lineage: Eukaryota; Metazoa; Chordata; Actinopteri; Labriformes; Labridae
Gene: smoc1
Product: SPARC related modular calcium binding 1
Exons: 15
Coding region: 255-1778 (507 amino acids)
Biological process (GO): extracellular matrix organization
Cellular component (GO): basement membrane
Molecular function (GO): extracellular matrix binding; heparin binding; calcium ion binding
Source: RefSeq, a predicted model, not a curated record
AUGAACAGCUGGUCCUCCGCUGUGGAUAAAAACCGAAUCACCAUGGUCACCGCUGCGUCAUGAUCUCUCAUCCUCCGCGUGGCAUUCGUUUCGGAGAAGCAGACAGAGGAAAAUAACAGACAGGAAAGCAGAGAGAAGGUGUCUGGAGCGUGUUAUUUCAUUGGACCUGUUGAUCAUCAGUGUGACAGACGGACGCACAGACUCUACCUGCCGCUCCCUGCUCUGCACCGCUCUGCGCGCACCGAUCAUCAAUUAUGUUAUUGUCAAGUUUCCUUCUCUUCACCUUUUCUCACUUUUUGGCGCCUUACCUGCCGCAAGUCUCCGCACAGAAGCCUGGCUCACGGUGGCUGAUUGGAGACAGAGACAGUCACUGUGGGGUCAUCUGCUCACGGACGCAGGGGAAGCCAGUGUGCGGUUCAGACGGGCGGAGCUAUGAGACCGGCUGUGAGCUGCAGAGGGCGCGCUGCAAAGAUAAAACGCUGUCACUCGCACAUCGAGGCCGGUGUCGAGGUAAAAACCGGCCGAUAAUUGAUCUGUUUCCGGUGCCUCCAGCAACAACUUCAUCAUCCGAGGGGAGAGACCUGGAGCUCAAAGAUGGAGGUCAGUCCAAGUGUCGCGUUGAAAGAAGCCAGGCUUUGGAACAAGCCCGGAGACCUCACGAGUCCAUGUUUGUCCCAGAAUGCAACGAGGACGGAACGUUUGCCCAGGUCCAGUGCCAUACUCUGACGGGUUACUGCUGGUGUGCCACCAGUGAUGGAAAGCCAGUGAGUGGCUCCUCUGUGCACAACAGGACCCCGGUGUGUUCAGGAAACUUCCGUGAAUUUAUGGGAACUCAUGCUGGGACAAGUGGAUUGUCAGGGUCAGUAACCGAUAAACCACCUGGGCCACCGAACUCUGGUAGAAAAGUCUCUUUCCAUUUCUUUCUCACCCUCAACCCAGACGAUGGCUCCAAGCCCACACCCACCAUGGAGACCCAUGUUCCCCCUGAGGGUGAUGCAGAGAUAACUGCUCCAACACUGUGGAUCAAACAGCUGGUUUAUAAGGAGAAUAAGCAGAACAGCUCCAGUUCAAGAAAGCAAGAGAAAGUUCCCUCUUGUGACCAGGAGCGACAGAGCGCACUGGACGAGGCUCGGCAGAAUCCUCGUGAGGCCAUUUUCAUCCCCGACUGUGGGCCUGGAGGCCUUUACAAAGCGGUCCAGUGCCACCAGUCCACGGGCUACUGCUGGUGUGUUCUGGUGGACACGGGACGGCCCAUUCCUGGGACCUCCACCAGGUACCAGACGCCUGAGUGCGACGGUGCUGCACGAUCUCGAGUCUCAGACACAGAAGAUCCUUUCCAAGGCAGAGACCUCACAGGCUGCCCGGAGGGGAAGAAAGUGGAAUUCAUUACAAGCUUAUUAGAUGCCCUCACCACAGACAUGGUGCAAGCCAUAAACUCACCAGCCCCCUCUGCUGGUGGGAGGUUUGUGGAGCCUGACCCCAGCCACACUCUGGAGGAGCGGGUGGUGCACUGGUACUUCGCCCAGCUGGAUAACAACAACAGCCACGACAUCAACAAGAAGGAGCUCAAACCAUUUAAGAGGUACCUGAAGAAGAAGGCAAAACCCAAGAAAUGUGCCCGCAAGUUCACUGACUACUGUGACCUGAAUAAGGACAGGGCCAUCUCACUGCAGGAGCUGAAAGGCUGCCUGGGCGUCAGCAAAGAGGGUAGUUCAACGACAAGCAGCAACCAAGGGACAAGGCAAGGGACAAAGUUGUUCAUAGGUCGUCUGGUGUGAGAAGAGAAGGGUCCAGGAGCUGAGACGAGAGCAGAGGGCACAGAGGGAAGGCAUCUGUACGCUUGCUGACAGGAAAAAGAAAGAUGGAGCAGAAAAAUUAGGAAGUUCCUGAGUUUAAAAAAAAAAGACAGAAAAACAAGAAAACGAAGCGGCGCCAAAAUAUUUGCACUUUCUCCUCCCUAUGUUUGACAUUUUAUCUUGUUUGUGUUGAUUUGUCUCUUGAAGUGACUGAGAAGGUCUAGUUAAGAGUGAGAUAUAUUUGUAAAAAGAUGACAGACCACUGGAAGACCACUUUUCCCCUCGUGUUUAGUCUGUUGAUGUGAGUCUGCUUUCUCAGAUCGCAGAAACAGACACAUUUUGUGGCCAUUAAAUUGAAUUUACAUUUCCCCAUUACUUACAGCAGCACACAGACCAGUGGUAACCCACUACAGAGGAGCUAAAAGUGAGUCACAUUUAGCACAUGUUGCUUCAUAGAGAUAAAGAGGAGAGCAUUGGCAGCGACCAGUUUAAAGGAAUGUCUGAUGUUGUAUGUGAACAGCAUGUGUAAGAAUUAAACUGUGACCAUGAAGUCUAAUUCAUCAGCACAGAAUUAGCUGGAUGAAUCCCCUUGCACUGUACAGAACUUUCUAGAUUCAUUAACAUUGGACUGGUUUUUGGGAACAGUGUUUGACAUUUGUUUUGUCUGGUUGUUCAGUUAAAACAAGUAAGUGGAAGGUUAGCUGCAAGUGCUUUACUUGCUUACAACAAGGUUAUUUAAAGAUGCAUUUUAUGCAACCCAACAGAGCUCUGCAGUGUGGUUAUGGAAGUAAAAAUCCCAUUCAGUCUCUCCAUAGCAGAUCUGAUUACUUACCCCCAUGUUCUAUCUGUGCCAGGUAGACUAACCAUGAGCUAUCUGAGUGUAAAACUAUGGUAUAAGUCCAUGUAGGAGACAGAAGUUUUAUGAUAUCAAAGAAAAACUUUAUCUCAUAUCAUCCUGUGAACGUAGGCUGUUGAUGAUGGUAAUAGGUUCUUUGCAGAUGAUGUCAUGCAGCAGUUGAGAACUCUGGGGGCAAGUAGUGAUUUCUACGUAGAGAAACUCUACCAAAAAGGCCAUGUUUGGAGCUUUUUAUGACUAUGCCAAGUGUUCAAAAAUAACUCUUACUUCUUACACUUCUUUUGUGUCUCGCAAGUAGUGAAAUAUUCAAGCAAAAAUGAAAGGUUUUUAAAAAACUCGUAGAGAAACAGCAGCAGGCUUUAAGCGAUGUAUGUCCAGUCGCCUUUUUUAUGACUGAAAAUCCGUCUCUUUUAAGAGAUCCAGAUCAUUUGCCUCAGCUCAGUAGAGCUGGUUGUUUGGCUCCCAAAUGGCUCUUCAUUUGGUACCAGUUUGGCUUACAUGUGGGUUAAAAUAACCACAAAGGAUGGUAGAAAGAAAACUGGCACUCUAAUUGGAGCUAGCUACCAUGGCUAUCAUUAAAGAGCUGUUUUGUAGCACAGGUCGUUCGAGCAGCACAUCAUCACUUGGACACUCACUCUACAAGGUUUAUUUAGUUGAUAACACAUGAUCAUUUCAAUUAGAAGCAUGUUUAUUACAAAACGAGGAAUCUCUUCUAUGUUAAAAGGGCACAGUUAGCCUCUCAGUACAAGACUCCUCAAGACUCCCUUCAUCCAGCUAGAUGAUGCUAGGAGGACUGAGUAUAUUGUGAUAUUGUUUGCCUCCAUGCCAGGUAAAUCAGUUAAACUGUGGGAAAGAGUCCCUGUUGUGUAAAGUGAAGGGAUUAUUAUCAAUGUAUGUACACAUUGUCUGAUGGUAAUUGCAGUGUACAGGUCCAUAUAGAUCUUUAAAGUGCCAGCUCUCCUCUAACCCCAUUCAUUCCUUAUGGUUGUCCCACACAUCCUGACCCCCAAUGUGUCAUCAUAAUCACGUGACUGCAAAGAACCUUUACUGUAACAGUCUGACCAUUUACAGGGGUGUGAGUUGAGCUUGUAUGCAGAACAAUAUUGUAGUCAAAGAAAUGAGUCAGUAUCUUUUUAAGUUGAAUCUAUAAAGUUACCAAGAAGUCAAAAUGUCUCUUGAACUCAAGUAUGAAUAAUAAACACAGCAAAGCAGUAAAGAAAGCAGCAAACAAUAAAGCAGCACAAGCACUCUUUAAAGUAGGAAACAGUUUCUUCCCACAAUGCAGCAAUCCAGCCUGGUUUUUCACACUGAAGGAUUUGCAUGGGGGAAUUUACUUCCAUAAUCAGAGCUGCCAAAUAAGUAUGCUGUCACUGUUGAGCUCUAUACCAGUGUAGGAUAGUUAUGGCACUUUUAGUUUUAAGAUUUCUUAUCUGUUAGUAUGUUUUCUGCACAAAUUGCCAUAAGGUUUUCUGGUUUCCUACUAUUCUUUCUUCCUGCAAACAAACACAAAAGAAAACAUUACAGGCCAGGAAAGGAAAGAAAUAAAAAGAGGAAAUGUUAACUGAUUGCAGGAGAUGAAAAACUAUUAACCCAAUUUCAGACAAAUAAAAGGGCAGCAAAACGGAUACUAUUGGGUGCUUGGACUAUGUAGCCUAAAGACCUACAUGUCAUGCUGAAGUCUGACUACGCAAACUGUUUGGUCUGUUGUAACAGUCACUGUUUUAUAUUUGGCGAUUAUGGACCCCUAAAUUCAUACCCUGAGUUGACUGACAGACAUGGCAGAUUGCAUGUUGGUUGCUGACCAAUCAUCAAGACUGAUGUGAUUGGAAGGAAGAGGGGCGGGGCUAAACAACACCAGUAGAGAAGACUGUAGACAAACAAGCUGUGUUAGCUGUAUCAUCAUUUCUCUUUUUUUAAAAAAAUUGAUAAAUUAUAUGCUAGCUUGAUGCUUAUGCUAAUGGCAGUUAUAAACCAGGCUGCUGAAGUGCCUCUGCUAGUUCUUACCAACAUUUCUGGAGUCAGCCUCUCUACAUAGUUCCUUUCUCGUAGUACCAAAAUGCAACUUCAUCAUUCUUUCACUUCAGCCUCUGACUUGCAAGUGCAGAGUGCGCUCUGUUGCAUAAAAGGGCAACAAACAGUAAAAGUGGGAUAAAAGUGGCAAAAAGAAGUUGCAAAAAUUGGCAGAAAUUGAGUUGAAAGGGGGUUAAAAAAAAGUUGCACGAAUACGUAAUUCCAAUAUCAGAACCAAAUAAAAGGGCUGGCACACUUUUCAGGUUCAAAAUUAGGCAACGGUUAUCCAGGAUGCUAGCACCAAUGCUACAGUACUGAUGUCAUCAAUGAGUCACAGCUGGGGAGGGCCCAUUCCCUGCCCAUAGUUAGCGCCUCAUACUCCUAAAAUUACGCUAAUUGGUCUGGUAAUUCUCCAGCCAUAACCAAGCAGGUCAGCUUGAAGCUUUGCAAUACGGCUCCACCAGAUGACAGAUGUGGAAUCUGACCAAUCAUUGGCUUUGCUAUUUAUCCUUAAACUGAAGACUUGCAACCUGACCUGUGUAAUGAAGGAAAACCUUCAUUACACAGCGUUUGGGAAAGGGCAGAGGCUUUGAAAAAAGCUCAGAGUGUGAUUGGAUGAACGUUCUGUCUGUCACAUCUUUAUAGGCCAAUCAGAGCAACAAAACACGUGACG